AUGGAAAAGCAAAAAAUUAAUGAAAAUAAAUUUAUCGAAAAUAAAGAAAAAAACAAAUUAAAAAAUUUUGAGCAUAAUGAUAUAAUAUUUUUUAAGCAAAAAGAUAAAAGUAAAAUAGGAAUAGGAAGAAUAAUAAAUUUUAAUACUGAACUGAAGUUAAAUAAUAUUCAUAUAAAUUCAAACAAAAAAGUUUCUUUAGCUAACUAUUUAAAAAUUUUAAAUAAUUUAAAUAAUAGCAAAUAUGUGUACAGUUUAAUUAAUUCCUUAAGUAAAGAGUCAUUAGAUGGCAUAAAUGAAAGUGCUAUUACAAAUGAAAAAAAUAGUAAUAAAAUUUAUGAAAAAAAAGAAAGAAAUAUUUUAAGUUAUUUUAGUAAAAAAGAGAAAAAUAUUUCUAAUUCCAAUUCAACUUUAAAAAAAAACCAUAAUGACAACCAUUCAUUUGAAUAUGAGCAUAAAAGUAAACAGAUUGAGAAAGCUCCACAUAAAAGCAUAAAUAAAUCGAAAGUAGCAAAUGAAGAAAGAAAAAAAUCAAGUAAAAUAUUUUAUAUUAUUCAAUCAUUUGAAUCUUAUAAAUAUCUAAUACAAUAUAAAAAGGCAUUUAAACAUUAUAAAGUUUUUUUUCAUAAAAAGUGGGAAAAUAUAAAAACAAGCUAUUGUAAAAAUUUACAGAAUGAAAUUACAUUUGAGUUAGCUAUGAAAUUAUUUGAAAUAAAAAGACUGUAUGUUAAUAACACGAAUUUACAAAAUAUUAUGAUUAAUAAUCUAAUAAAAAUUUAUAAGAGUGAAAAACAUUUUCAUGCAGAUUAUCUUUUUUUAAAUUUAAUAAAAAAAAUAGAUGUAAGAAUAAUAUUACAAAAUAAUGUUUUAUUAACAAAUGAUGAUAUAAAUGACAUGAUUUCUACAUAUGAUAAGAACAAAAAAGAUACAAAUGAAAAAACUGAUCAUAAUACUGAUACUAAAAGCAAAACAAAUGUUGUUUCUGAAAUAUCCACUCAAGAAAAAUAUCACAAUAAAAAUGAUAUAAAUAAUUAUCAAAAUAAUGAUGAAAAAAGUUCAUCUGAAGAAUUGAAAAACGAUGAUAAUAUCAAAAAGGUUGUAAGAAAAAAAAAAGUUGUAGAAGGAGAAUGUUUUCAAUACGAAUUAAAAGGAAAUUUAUUAGCAAAAUUUAGAUCACCUAAAGGGGUUAUAUAUAGAGGAUUUAUUAAAAGUAUAUUCAAAAAUAAAAAUACCAUUUUAUCAUAUUUUUUAAUUAUACCCUCAUUUUUUUGGUUUAACGAUUCAUAUUAUUUCUCAUGUCUUAAUAUAGAUAUUGAUAUAUUUGAAAUUCUUGAAAUUAUAAAAAAAAUAGAUCACUCAAAAAAAUUAUAUAUAGAUAAUCUACCUUUUGUAAAAUAUGAGAAUUACCAGAAUUUGAGAAAAUCAAAUUAUGAAAAUGAUGAAAAAGAAAUUCAAAACAUACUACAAAAAGAUGAAGAAAACAAAAAUGUGCAUGAAAAAAUGAAAGAAACAAAUAAAGAAUUAAAAGAAAAUACAAAGAAUGAAGAACAAACUCAAGAAAAAAAUGUAAGAGAAUAUAAACAUUAUAAGAAAAAGCAAGAAGAAAAAGAAAAAGUGAAAGGAAAUGAAAAUGAGAAAGAAAAAUAUAAAAAAAUUAGAAAGAGAAAAAAAGAUUAUGAACAAAAGAAAGAUGAAAAAAGGAAAGAAAAAGAAGAGAAAUUUAAAAAAAGAAAAACAGACAUAGAACAAGACGAAGUAAUAAAAGAUAAAGAAAAAAAAAGUAAAGGAAGAAAAAAGGAACAGAAAGAAGUUAAUACAGAAAAAGAAAAAAAAUAUAGAAGAAAAAAAAAGGAAAAAGAAACAGAUGAAAAAGAAAAAGAAACAGAAGAAAAAGAAAAAGAAAAAGAAGAAAAAGAAAAGGAAAAAGAAAAAGAAAAAGAAAAGGAAAAAGAAAAAGAAAAAGAAAAAAAAGAAAAGGAAAAAGAAAAAGAAAAGGAAAAAGAAAAAGAAAAAGAAGAAAAAGAAAAGGAAAAAGAAAAAGAAAAAGAAAAGGAAAAAGAAAAAGAAAAAGAAAAAGAAAAAGAUAGCAUAAAUAAUAAAACAGAUAUAAAAGGAUUUCACAAAAAAGGAUACUCAUUAGAUAAUGAUACAAAUAAAGAAAAUUAUCUAGCACAAAAAAAAUCAACUAUUAAUAUAAAUUAUGAAGAAAAAAAUACAUAUAUAAAUAAAAUUACAAACUUUUUUAAAAUUUCUGAUAAUAAUAAACAAAAAUUAAAUAUUAUCAAUGAAAAAGAUACUUCCCAAAAAAACGAAAAAACAAGUCAUAAUAAUAAAAAUACAAGUAAUGAAAAUAGAAUUUUAAAUAUUAAAAAUGAAAAUAAAAAUAUAAAGAAUGAAAAUGAAAAUAAAAAUAUAAAUAAUGAAAAUAAAAAUAUAAACAAUAAAAAUGAAAAUAUAAACAAUGAAAAUGAAAAUACAAAUAAUAAUUAUUUAAAAAAUAAAAAUAUGAAUAAUGAAAGUGAAAAUAUUAAUAAUAAUUUUAUAAAGAAUGAAAAUAUAAAUAAUGAAAGUAAAAAUGUAAUUUCUAAAAUAGAAAAUGUAAAUAUUAAGGAUGAAAAUUUAAAUACUAAAAAUGAAAAUAUAAAUAUUCAAAAUGAAAAUAUAAAUAUUAAAAAUGUAAACGGAAACAAUGAUGCCUCAAAUAAAAAGGACGAAAAUAUUAAUAACAAAAAUGAUAAUACAAUCAAAAUUGCAAAUGAUAAAGAUGAUAAUAAAAAUAUUAAAGAUGAUAAUAUAAAGGAUAAAGAUAAAAGAAUAAAUAAUAAAGAUGAUAAUAUAAAUAAUAAAGAUGAUAAUAUAAAUAAUAAAGAUGAUAAUAUAAAUGAUAAAGAUGAAAGAAUAAAUAAUAAAGAUAAAGGAAUAAAUAAUAAAGAUGAAAGAAUAAAUAAUAAAGAUGAAGGAAUAAAUAAUAAAGAUGAAGGAAUAAAUAAUAAAGAUGAAGGAAUAAAUAAUAAAGAUGAAAGAAUAAAUAAUAAAGAUGAUAAUAUAAAUGAUAAAGGUAAAAGUAUAAAUGAUGAAAUAGAAAAUGUAAAUAUCAAAAAUGAAAAUACUUGUAAUAAAAAUGAAUUAAUGAAACAUACAAAAAUAGAAAAUGUAAAAAUAGAAAAAAAUUUUAAAUGCAACAAUGAUUUUAUAAAUAAAGAUGACAAGUGUAUUAAUAACAGCGAUACUUUAAAAAUACUGAAUGAUAUACAGACAAACAAUUAUGACUUCCUUAAAAAUAGGAAUUCAGAACAUAUUAAAAAGUUAUUAGAAUUUGAAAAAAUAAAAAAAAUAGAAAUGCUAUAUAGAUUCUGUAAAGAAGAUGUAAAUAUUUUAUUAUAUAUUUAUGUUAUGCAUAUAUAUAUUAAUAAAUUAUGCAAGCAUGUCAUUGUGAAAGUUUUAAAUCCUAAAUGUAAAAAUUUGAAAAAAAAAAAAUAUGAAGAUCGUGACUUUAUUUUAACUCCAUUAAUUGGCUAUUCAUAUGCAAAUUUUUAUUACUUAAAACUCAAUAAAAUAAAAAAAAAGUUAAAAACAGAUAAAAAAAUAAAUAAGAAUUAUAAAAUGAUGAAUCAAAAACUUAUAAGAAAAGAAAGAAAAAGAAGAAAAAAAAAUGAAUUAAAAAAUGAAAUAGAUAUAGAAAAAAAAAAGGUUAAUAAUGAUAUAUCAAGUGAUAGUUCUUUUAAAACCAAACUUUCAAGAGGAAAAAAAAAUUCAAUUAUGAAAGAAACAAAUGUAAAACUUAAAAAAAUGCAAAUGACAAAAAAAUGUAGCAAAAAACAUAUAAAUCUAUAUUUAUGGGGUAUCUUUAAUUGGAAUUAUAAAAAAACAUUACGUAUAUCCUUUAAUAACAUUUCUAAUAGAAAAAUAAACAACUAUGAUGUUUAUAAUUUUUUUUUUUAUAAUUAUGAAACUCUACCAGACUUAAGUGAAAUAGAUAAAGGAUUAAAUAAAUUAAUAGAUAUUUAUAAAAAUAUAAAAACUAUUUUAUAUCAAAAUUCUUCAAUAUAUGGAGAUUUAUUUUUACUAAAAAUUAAUAACAAUUUGAUAAAAACUAAUUCAGAUGAAGAGUUAAUAAAUUUCUGGUUAAAAACAUUGGACGAAUUGUGUGGAAUUAAAGAUGGUUUUUAUAAAUUUUUUUAA
Messenger RNA from Plasmodium gallinaceum, 4179 nucleotides. Its product is annotated as conserved Plasmodium protein, unknown function. The record is from RefSeq and is a predicted model, not a curated record. Gene Ontology annotation, cellular component: RSF complex. The transcript is spliced from 3 exons. Lineage: Eukaryota; Apicomplexa; Aconoidasida; Haemosporida; Plasmodiidae. Bases 1 to 4179 code for a protein of 1392 amino acids. Gene Ontology annotation, biological process: regulation of DNA-templated transcription.